Molecule: messenger RNA, 1782 nt
Organism: Aedes albopictus (Asian tiger mosquito)
Lineage: Eukaryota; Metazoa; Arthropoda; Insecta; Diptera; Culicidae
Exons: 6
Source: RefSeq, a predicted model, not a curated record
AUGGCGACGGAAAAUUUCGAGCGGAAUCAUUGUGUCCAAUGUGCCAGUGAAAUCGAUGGAAACCCCAAUCAAUCUAACAACGAGUUGGUCGGGCAAUCUUUGAGUAAACCUACAGCCUUAUUCGACGUUCAUAAAAAUUUGAACAAACGAUGCGAGCUACAAAGAAAAUGUGGAGCACGUUACACUGAAUAUGAGCAUGAUGUUGCAGCUUAUUUACUGCUGACCUCUGGAAAAAGCGCAUACACAUUUAACAAAGCGAAUAUGUCACUCCCCAGUGUCAAAUCUGUCCAUCGACAUAUUUCUCGGCACACCUAUGAUACCAGAGAAGGAGUGUUGAUGAUAAACACUCUUGUAAAAUACUUGAAAGUCAAUCAUUUUCCAAAAGCUGUUGCAUUAAGUGAGGAUGGGACAUCCUUGUCUCCCAACCCAGAAUAUUCCGCUCGGACAGACUCUGUGCGUGGCCUGGUGGCGCCAUUCGAUGACAAGGGAAUGCCAGUGCUUGACUUUUUCAAGGCUUCUUCUGCAGCAAAAAUGAUGAAAGAUCUGAAGAAUUACACAGUUGGAGAAUAUUUAUAUGUUGUUAUGGCGACUCCGAUGUCCGUGGGUGCAUCCCCGGUUUGCAAAUUGUACAUGUGCAGUGACAACAAGUUUACGCAUCUCCAAGUUAAACAGCGGUGGCACUACGUGGAAUCCGAACUUAGAAAAGCUGGAGUGAAAGUUGUGUCACAUGCAUCCGAUUGAGAUUCGCGUCUAUUGCGAGCAAUGAAGGAAAGAACAAGACUUCCACAUCCACGAGCAAACUUAUCGUAUGGACAAUAUUUCGUUGGAAAUUUUGAUGACGAUGUAGUUUGCAUCCAUGACACUAUUCACCUUGUAAACAAACUCCGACAUAGUUUGCUCAAUCCAAAAAAGAAAAUGGUUGUUGGGAAAUGCGAUGUGUCAUCCGAUUACAUAAAGCAAAUGAUUGAAAUCGGUGAAAAAGUCAUUCACAGGAUGAAUCCGUCAGGCUUGAAUCCAGCGGAUAAAAUGAAGUUUGAUCCGUCUUUGAAAUUAAUGACACCUGAACUUAUUGAACACCUGACAGACAUAGUACCAGAUUCUAUCGGCACAGCAGUAUAUCUAAAGAUAAUAAGGUUGAUAUACGUUUCAUUUACCGAGGAAAAAAUGUCACCAAAAAAACGAAUAAUCUCAAUAUGGACUGCGUUGUUCUUUGUUCGAGCCUGGCGUUGGCAGUGCCUUGACUCAUCUCGAAGCAUUCAAGAAUGUACAACUUCCAACGUGUAUUGGUGCUUAGAAUUAAACGCUCAUGAAAUGAUUCACUAUCUGGUGAACUGUCGUGACAAAAACGCAGAAAAGCAGUUCGUAGUCCAAAAUCUGACCAGCCAGCCAUGCGAGACUUCGUUUCGUGAGCUACGCUCAAUGACGACCAUCAAUCACACAGCGGUAAAUUUCACCAUGAAGGAUCUCGAGCAGAGGAUGCAAAAGCUGCAAAUGAAAUUACUGAUUGCUCAUCGUAGAAAAAACAUUUUAUGUUUUCCUAGCCUGCGCAAACAGGCCUCCAAAACUUGUCCAUUUUUCGAUCUGCCAAAUGAUGAUGAAAUCGCUGAAUCCAUUUUAGCAGCCGAGAAAAACGCAACAGAGCUUCUCAUUUCAGUCGGAUUUGAUGAAGAUAAAAUCAAGUUUAGUCACAGUUUCAUUAUACGUAACUCUAACAGACCACUUGAUCUUGAAUAUGUGAAUGUUGAUGAAGAGAGCUCAGAUGGCUCGUCAGAUGGUAAAUAA